AUGAGCGACCCCGAACCACGUCUCGGUGGCGAACCCGAUCCAGCUCCCUUGUCAGGCGUCGAAAACGCCUCCGCCUCCACCACAGCGAACGGCGAUGACGCGUCGGCUCUCAACGACGACUCCCCCAAUUCCCCAGUGAGCGCGUUAUUCCAAUGCGAUCCCAACGACCCUCUCCUCUAUGUCGAAACCCUCAAGCGCCUGUGGGCGAAGAGCACGACGUUGGCGUUCUUGGAGGGACAUCUCGAAGGAUACCGCGUUGCGCGCUCACAGACAUACACUCGCGCUCGCGACUAUAUCGACACGGUUACAAACGAGUACUUCGAGCGCGUACCCUGGCGGAACAAAGUCUCUGAUCCCAUUCCGGACGACUUCGACCCUGCAGUUGUUGAGAGCCUGACCGCGGUAGAGGAAGCUCAGAAGGCUUGCAAAAUAGAGGCCAUGAAAUCAUCGAUUAAAAGCUGGCUUGACUACCGUAUCGACACCAACAAGCUAGUAGGCCGCCCGGGCAGCAAAGAGAACGAUGUUUGGUCACGUCUCCUCAAGCAGCUGUCUGGCGUCCCUCAGGUGAAGCCCAGAAAACUCUCCGCGUGUCAGUUCUGGUCCAAGGCCAACUACACGUCCGUUGUCAAGCCCGAUUACGAAGCUCGCUGGGAGGCCGAGAAGGACAGCCUCGGAAGCAAGAACCGCUCCUCGUUCCGAGAGAAGAUCACCGCUGAGCAUUUCGGCAAACUUUCCGCCGACGAUCAGCACUCUUGGGGACUCAAAGCGAAGGACGCUCACAGCCGAGAAGUCGCUCAGUGGAAAGCUGCGCUCGAAGCCCCCGUCGAUACAUCUCCUGAGGCACGACAGCGCGCCAUUGAUCACGUACAGGUGUUCGUCUCCCCCAUCCUCGAUGAGAUCUAUGAGGUCACCGGGCUGCACGGCAGCCUUCUACUAGGAGGACCAGAACCUCGAAAGGGUGGUCGCAUAAACAUUAUUUCAUUGCACUCGGGAAAAAACCUUGCUGCCGUUGGUCAGAAGUGGCCCGCCGCCAGCCCUGAGUCGUACAAGGCCGCGCUUGGCCAUUUCCUGGGAUUCGUGAACUCUUGCUAUACCACCCAAAUGAAAGAGGCAGCCGCGCUCAAGAAAACUGACGAAUCUACUACCAAUCUAGAUCCACGUCUCGCUGGUUUGAUCCCUUUGGAGGGCAGUGACCAGAACGUUAACAACGACACCUGUCAACCUUCGGAAAACCUUCGUGCCCCCGUUCCUCCCGCUCCAGCCCCUUCUGAUUUAGCAGCCGCAGGCCCAGCUUCGCAAGCUUCCCUUCCAGCCGCCACAGCGCCGCUACCUCGCACCCCCACGAGUGCUCCAUCCGCGCCUGCUAGAAAUAGCAAUCAUACUGCACCGCCGGCGAUAGUGAGCAACGGAAACGCGGAUCUUCUUCAAGAUAAAGUCGCUCAUAGGGUAAUGGCAGCUGCCCACCCCCCUCAUUCUCCCGCCUCUGCCCCCAAAUCAGCCCUGACCAAGAAGGCCACCGCUCGCACGAUGUCCUCGGCGGAAGAUGUUGCUUCACCCGCACGUAAAGGGAAGCGCAAGCGUGGACGGCGUGCCAACAGCUCCGACGAAGACACGGCCACCGAGACCGAUCUCGACGAGCGCAAUGAUAGCGGCGAGGACACUACACCCAUUCAAAAGGUGUACAACACGCGUGGCCGUAUCAGCGUCGCUCAGACGGAUGAGGUCCCUUCCUCUCAGGCGUCAGAAGGCACGUCAUACCCACUUUUCUCAUUACCGCUUGCUGAUACAUGGGUAGUGUCCCUCGAAAUUCCCUCAGAGAACCGGGUUGAACCACGUCUGGAUCGUCACUCCGGCAGGCAAGAUUCCCGGCAGCGAUCAGUAGAAAACCUUCCGAACAACACUGACGUGGGCCAAUCGUCGGUCGUGCAUGAACGAGCCGAACACCCCACGGAGGCGGUCGUCACCACCAAUGACGAUCCUCGCGUCGGCAUCGAAGGUCUCGCAAAGACGCGGCCCGAAAACCUCAAUUUACUCGACAACGGUCCCCAGUGGAUCCAGCACGCGCUGGAGUACCUCGCUGCACCCGAUCUUCUUAGAGCGGAGGAUCGGCGCAAGGUUCAAAAGGGCGAACCGGAUGCGAUCGGGGACAGGCAAGGCUGGACUCUUCCCAGCUCAUACACCCGACUUCUCGAGGAGUAUCUGCGCCUGGAGAGUUCAUCGAGCUUUUCGUCGAUCCAAGGACCAGCGGGCACGUUGGACGCCAAGGAACGCCCAGGGGAAGUGGCUUGGUGGAUCGCGCGCAAGCGCGCACUAUCUGUUCGCCCGUCGACCAAGAGCGUUGAUGGGUACGCGCGGCAAUGGUGGAAGUGGUGGACUCAUCUUCAGCCUGAGUGGCGAAAGCUCUUGGCUCCCUCGGGAGACUCGUCUCCCGAGUCCCCCCUUUCUCGCCAGGAUGGUGAUUGGACUGCUCUUGACAGGCCCGGCAUCAACGGAUUUUAUUCCGUGAUCGUUGCUUUGAAAUGGUGGGGCAGCGAGGUUCGCGGCGCGUCGAAAGACCGAAAAUGGCUGGCUGCCGUCGACAAUGUCCAAUGGGUGAUGAGCUGCGUAAUCCGCUCUCGUGUCGGACGUCACGAAACAGCCAAAGAGGAUCCGACCAGGCGGCCUGCGGCGAAGCGUCAACGCUUGACAUGA
This is a messenger RNA of Coniophora puteana RWD-64-598 SS2, 2691 nucleotides long. RefSeq lists its product as uncharacterized. NCBI's taxonomy places the organism in Eukaryota, Fungi, Basidiomycota, Agaricomycetes, Boletales, Coniophoraceae. The transcript is spliced from 10 exons. The record is from RefSeq and is a predicted model, not a curated record. Bases 1 to 2691 code for a protein of 896 amino acids.